Molecule: messenger RNA, 634 nt
Organism: Drosophila arizonae
Lineage: Eukaryota; Metazoa; Arthropoda; Insecta; Diptera; Drosophilidae
Product: 60S ribosome subunit biogenesis protein NIP7 homolog
Biological process (GO): ribosome assembly
Cellular component (GO): nucleus
Molecular function (GO): RNA binding
Source: RefSeq, a predicted model, not a curated record
UUUUUUAGCACAUUCUCGUCAAAACACAUUUCUUGUAUUGUGCCGCGUUAUUUACUUUUGCCCAUAAUAAAACGAAAUGAAGCGAUUAACGGAUGAACGUACAAAGAUUCUCUUUGAGAAGCUUGCUAAAUACAUUGGAACAAACGUUCAACAACUCAUUGAUAGGCCGGAUGGAACUUAUUGCUUCCGCGAGCACAAAGAUCGUGUUUAUUAUGUCUCUGAGCGCAUAUUAAAGCUAAGCGAGUGUUUCGGCUACAAGCAACUUGUGUGCGUGGGCACCUGCUUUGGAAAGUUUUCGAAGACAAAUAAACUAAAGUUCCAUAUUACGGCACUUUAUUAUUUGGCCCCCUAUGCACAGUACAAGGUUUGGGUCAAACCUUCUUUUGAGCAACAGUUUCUUUAUGGCAAUCACAUACCAAAAUCUGGCUUGGGCAGAAUAACGGAGAACGCUGGACAGUACCAGGGUGUGGUUGUGUUUUCUAUGAAUGACUUGGCUCUAGGAUUUGGUGUUCUUGCCCGAUCCACUACUGAAUGUAAAACUGCCGAUCCGCUGACGACUGUUUGCUUUCAUCAGUCUGAUAUUGGCGAAUAUAUACGCGCUGAGGAUACACUCUUUUAAUUUUAAUGAAAAUAU